Messenger RNA from Striga hermonthica, 1440 nucleotides. Lineage: Eukaryota; Viridiplantae; Streptophyta; Magnoliopsida; Lamiales; Orobanchaceae. The record is from the annotation of a GenBank genome assembly.
AUGAAUCCCAGGCCCAAACACAGAUCGCCGCCGCUCUCCGCCGCUUAUCUCCCAUCUCCGCCCCUAUCGCCGCCUCCCCACGGCACCAAAGCGUUCGCUUCGAAGAUGCCUCGAAAAUCCCUCACGAGACCCGCCCUCGCCAUCGCCGUCCUCCUGGUCCUCCUAACCCUAUACACUUUCCUCCUCUACGCCCCUCCCAAUUACAGCACAAACACCUCAAUCAAUUUAGGCAACGAUCGCAGGUUUCGUUCUCCCGGCGAUGGGGAGGUGAGGAUUUUCAUGUACGAUUUGCCGAGGAGAUUUACGUACGGAGUGAUCGAGAGCUACGCAGCGGCGCGUGGUAGACGAGCUGCGGAGGACGAUACGCAUCUCAAGUACCCUGGGCACCAGCACUCCGCCGAGUGGUACCUAUUCUCCGACUUGAAUCGUCCGGCUGGGGAGAGGGUGGACUCAGCCGUGACUCGGGUCAUGGACCCUGAAGAAGCUGACCUUUUCUACGUGCCCUUUUUCUCCUCAUUGAGCCUCGUCGUGAAACCGAUCCGACCCGUUUCGAAUUUCUCACAAGAUGGGGCUGUUUACAAUGAUGAGCAAACCCAGGAAGAUUUGAUGGAGUGGCUUGAAGAACAAGUGUACUGGAAGAGGAAUAAUGGGUGGGAUCACGUAUUUAUAUGUCAAGAUCCAAAUGCUCUAUAUAAAGUUAUCGAUAGGGUGAAAAAUGGGGUGCUGUUAGUUUCUGAUUUCGGGAGGUUGGCUCAAAAUCAGGCUUCCCUAGUGAAAGAUGUAAUUCUCCCUUAUUCCCACCGGAUUAAUACAUACAAGGGUGAUGUCGGUUUGGAGAAUCGUAAAUCCCUGCUCUUCUUUAUGGGAAAUCGGUACCGUAAAGAGGGUGGUAAGAUUCGGGAUAUGCUUUUCCAAUUACUGGAAAAUGAAAAAGAUGUUAUUAUCAAGCACGGGGCACAAUCUAGGGAGAGUAGACGUGCAGCAUCACAGGGAAUGCACUCGUCGAGAUUUUGUUUACAUCCAGCUGGCGAUACUCCAUCAGCUUGCCGACUUUUUGAUGCUAUUGUGAGUUUAUGUGUUCCGGUUAUAGUGAGCGACUACAUCGAGUUGCCUUUUGAAGACGUUAUAGACUACCGAAAGAUUGCCAUUUUCGUUGAUACAAACACAGCUGUUAAACCGAGAUAUUUGGUAAAAUUGCUUAGAAGAGUGAGUCCAGAGAAGAUAUUGGAAUUCCAGAAUGAAUUGAAAAAGGUGAAGAGAUACUUCGAAUAUGAGGAUCCAAAUGGGACAGUGAAAGAAAUAUGGCACCAAGUUGCUUCAAAGCUGCCUCUUAUUAAACUUAUGAGUAAUCGUGACAAGCGCAUUGUGGUUCGGGAUUUGGCCGAACAAGACUGCUCUUGCCUCUGCUCGAACCAGUCCGGGAUUCACACGACUCUUUGA